AUGUACAUUAAAGAAGAAAUUCUCGUUGUAGUUGUGCCACAGCCACAAACGAAGAAUAAUGCUUACGAAGCUCAAAGCCACAUGUUUCUAAAAGAACAACCAACAUCUGUUUAUUUGCAGACAAAUGAUUUGAAUGCUGUUCAUGUUGGCUGUAAAUUUUCCUGUCGAUUUACACUAAAUGAGGUUGAAGAUCGUUGGUUUGCUUUGCUUUAUGAUCCAGUUGCAUUAAGGUUGGCAUCUUAUGGCAUGAAACAGUUGCCAUGUGAUAUUGUUCAACAAAUUCAAAGUAAUACAUUAUGGAGCAAAGAAGAAGAAGAUUUAUUAGCUAAGACAUCUGCUACAACUACUGCUAAUGUGCAGUAUUUUCAAAAAUUGCUUGAGGACAAUACAGCAACAUUUCAUCAGUAUAGAACAGCAAAAUCCGUCAUGCAACAUUGGCUUCAAAUGAAACAUUACCAACUUCUUGAUGAUCAGACAGUACUGGCAUUGGGCAGUGCCACGGCAACUUUCUCUGAUUUUGAAGAACAAGGAAAAGAAAUGACUGAUGAAGUUUUGGAACAUGAAUUAAAUAUUUCUGAUCGUCGGGCUAAACGAGAAACUCGUCAGCUGGAAGAAGAAAUACCACGAUGGCAGGCAAUUGUUGACUCUUUAAAUGAAUCUGGAACAGCUCCCACUGAAUUUGAUUCACAAACUUUGGCAGUCUUAAGAGGAAGGCUUGUACGAUAUUUAAUGCGUUCAAGAGAGAUUAUUGUUAGCAGAUCUACGAAAGACCAUAAUGUUGAUGUGAAUUUAUCAUUGGAGGGUCCUGCUGGAAAAGUUUCUCGAAAACAGGCCGUGAUUCGUUUGAAAACAGAUGGAGAAUAUUAUAUUAUGAACGAAGGUAGACGUCCUAUUUUCAUUGAUGGUAAACCUGUUUUAACAGACAUCAAGGCGAAGCUUCAUCACAAUUCGACAUUUGAGGUGACUUUAUUGGUAUAUGAAGUAAAUGGUUUGAACACGGGAAUAUUGUUACACGUUUGUGGGUGUAGAUUGUCCAGAGAAGUUAUCAGAAGUCCAACAAGUUUUAAGACAAGCUGCUGGUAA
This is a messenger RNA of Xenia sp. Carnegie-2017, 1083 nucleotides long. RefSeq names its product microspherule protein 1-like. Gene Ontology annotation, cellular component: Ino80 complex; MLL1 complex; NSL complex. Gene Ontology annotation, biological process: positive regulation of transcription by RNA polymerase II. The record is from RefSeq and is a predicted model, not a curated record. The transcript has 11 exons. NCBI's taxonomy places the organism in Eukaryota, Metazoa, Cnidaria, Anthozoa, Malacalcyonacea, Xeniidae. Gene Ontology annotation, molecular function: protein binding; G-quadruplex RNA binding. Bases 1 to 1083 code for a protein of 360 amino acids.